UGAAAUUAAUAAAUUAAACUAAUUAAAAAAAAGAGAAAAACAACACUAAUUUAAUCACUAUAACCAGAAAUUUUUUACAGUUCCGUUUAGGAUCUUAUUGUUUUUAUUAAAAAGUUUUUAAUCGUAUGAGUCCAUUGAUGUUUUUUUUGUUAUAAAUAGAUUGACCUAUUCCAAUCUUAUUUCAACUAUUUUUUUUGUAAUUCCCCUUUCACUUAUUUCUUCUCAUUAAUUCAAUCCAAUCCAAAUUAUUCAUUUAAAUAUAAUCAUAUAAGAUGGGUGGUGCAAGAUCAGUUCAUACUAUUGAGACUUUAAAGUCCGAAAUUAAAGAACAUAAUGCUCAUAUUAUAAAGCCACCAAAGUUUACUUCCCAAGCCAUUACUCGUUAUUUUUUAACAAGACCAACCACUUUAAUUCCAACCAAAGCAGAAUUGGCUCAUUAUGAAUGGAGUGAUGUAUAUAAUCCUUUCAAAGCCUUAAGAGAAGUUUCUUUAAAACAAUGGAAUUUCUUCUUCAUUGGGUUCUGGGCUUGGACUUGGGAUGCCUUCGAUUAUUUCACUAUCUCUUUAAAUGUUUCAAAUAUUGCUAAAGAUUUAAAUGUUAGUGUUAAAGAAGUUACUUGGGGUAUUACUUUAGUAUUAAUGUUCAGAUCUGUGGGUGCUAUUAUUUUCGGUUUAAUUGGGGAUACAAAAGGUAGAAAAUGGCCUUAUAUAAUUAAUCUUUUAUUAUUAUCUAUUAUUCAAAUUGGUACUGGAUUUGUUAAAACUAAAAGUCAAUUCUUAGCCGUCAGAUCACUUUUUGGUAUUGCUAUGGGUGGUCUUUAUGGUAUUUGUGCUGCUGAAGCUUUAUCUGAUGCUCCAGUUAAUGCAAGAGGUAUUAUGUCUGGUAUUUUCCAAGAAGGUUAUGCCUUUGGUUAUCUUUUAGCCGUUGUUUUCCAAAGAGCUAUUGUUGAUAAUACCGGUAAAUGGCAAGAUAUUAUGUUUUUCAGUGCUGGUGUUUCAGUUAUCUUUAUCGUUUGGAGACUUUUCACUCCAGAAACUGAUUCUUUUAUAAAACAACAACAAAGAAUCGAUUCUGAAGCUCAAACUGAUAGAAAGACAAAAAUUAAAGAAUUCCAAUCUCAAGCUAGAAAAGCUUUGAAACAAUAUUGGUUAAUUAUGAUUUAUUGUGUUUUAAUGAUGGCAGGUUUCAAUUUCUCAUCUCAUGGUUCUCAAGAUUUAUAUCCAACUAUGAUCAGUACUCAAUAUCAUUUUGGUGCUAAUAAAUCAACUGUUGCCAAUGUUUCAGCUAAUUUAGGUGCUUUGGUAGGUGGUAUUUUCUUUGGUCAUAUGUCAACUUUUAUUGGUAGAAGAUUUGGUAUUAUUUGUGCUGCAGUUUUAACUGGGGCUAUGAUUUAUCCAUGGGGUUUUAUUCCAAAUGCUGGUACUGUAUUUGUUUUCCAAAUGGGUGUUCAAGGUGCUUGGGGUAUUGCUCCAAUUCAUUUAUCGGAAUUAUCUCCUCCCCAAUUCCGUACUUUAGUGGUUGGUACUUCUUAUCAAUUAGGUAAUUUGGUAUCUUCUGCCUCAUCUACUAUCGAGGCCACUAUUGGUGAACGAUUCCCAAUCCCAGGUGCAAAAGGUGUUUAUAAUUAUGGUAAAACUAUGGCUAUUUUCAUGGCUGCUGUUACUGUUUAUCUUAUUUUAAUUGUAUUCUUGGGUCCAGAAAACAAAGAUGCUGAUUUAGGUAUGGAAAGAGAUGAUUAUUAUUGUGAAGAAGGUAUUGAUGACUUAGAUGAUGCAUCUAUCGAUCAAAACAAACCUGAUUUCAAACAUAACGAAGAAAUUAAGGAAGAAGUUAAAGAAAAUGUUUAACUAGUUUAAUAUUCAAUUCUCAAAUUUUAUUUAAUUAUCAUUUUAAUUUAGUUAUAACAAAAGAUUCUAUUCUCGGUAUUUUUUAUUUAUUAUCAUGUUUUAACCUUCAAUUCUUCAUUUUGUUAGCUAUAUAUGUUUAGUCUAGUUAAUUCAUUAUUACGAUUUUAUUCUAUCAAAUCACUUAUUCCAACAAAAUUUGCGCUUCUAUGAUUUUAGGUCUCUUCACCUCUUUCCUAAUUGGGAAAUGGUGUUGCGACGAUCAAAGAAGUUAAGAAAUAUAUAUAAGUACAAGAAUUAACGAAUUUUUGUAAUUAGUUCAUUUACUGAAAAUCCUGAUUGACACAUUUGCUAAAGGCCGAUAUUAAUCAUUCUAGUUUUGCGCUGUGUUGUUGUGGGAAAGGAUUUGUCAAUUGCGAUCGUCAAAUACCUUUGAUCUGGUGGUUCUACAACGAUCUCUAAAAUGGAUGACCGGGAACAAUAUGAUUAUCAUCUCA
Molecule: messenger RNA, 2341 nt
Organism: Scheffersomyces coipomensis
Lineage: Eukaryota; Fungi; Ascomycota; Pichiomycetes; Serinales; Debaryomycetaceae
Gene: JEN2
Product: Jen2p
Exons: 1
Coding region: 273-1847 (524 amino acids)
Biological process (GO): plasma membrane lactate transport
Cellular component (GO): membrane
Molecular function (GO): secondary active monocarboxylate transmembrane transporter activity
Source: RefSeq, a predicted model, not a curated record